AUUAGGUUAACUAUCAUGAUUGAGGAUCCUAGAGAUACUGAACGUAAAAGAUUGCUUGGCAUUGAGGACCCUGAUGGAGUCACGAGAGAUGACCUGGUUGCUGCUUUGGAUGAUGUGAAUGAAGGGAGAAUUCCAGAGAAUCGUGUUGCUCUCCGUUUGCUUGCUAAGGAGAUAAUGGAGUGGCCAGAUCUUGAGGUUGAAGCACCGAAGAAGAGAAGUCCUAGUAAAUCUCCAUAUGCAAAAGCCACAGACACCGGGGUUGACCCAGAAGUGGCAGCCAAGAGACUCGACAUUGAUUGGGAUUCAGCUGCUGAUGUUGAACCUGGAGAUGAGAAUGACGAGAUAGAAGUUCCCCCUGCUGUAGGAUAUAGUGCUCUUUACCUGGUGACAGCUUUGCCACUUCUAAUUGGGCUGUCAGUCGUACUGAUCCUAUUCUACAAUUCUCUCCAGUAGCAGCUCAGCAGAUUUAUAUACCAUUCUGUAUUUUUCUUUGUGGAUUAUUUUUCUAAUUAAUGAGGCAAGAUCCUUCAGCAGGCCCCUGCCACGAUUUUGGUAA
This is a messenger RNA of Elaeis guineensis (African oil palm), 556 nucleotides long. Lineage: Eukaryota; Viridiplantae; Streptophyta; Magnoliopsida; Arecales; Arecaceae. The record is from RefSeq and is a predicted model, not a curated record.